Molecule: messenger RNA, 1854 nt
Organism: Aspergillus aculeatus ATCC 16872
Lineage: Eukaryota; Fungi; Ascomycota; Eurotiomycetes; Eurotiales; Aspergillaceae
Product: phosphatidylinositol-3-phosphate-binding protein BEM1
Exons: 3
Coding region: 1-1854 (617 amino acids)
Biological process (GO): conjugation with cellular fusion
Cellular component (GO): mating projection tip
Molecular function (GO): phosphatidylinositol binding; protein binding
Source: RefSeq, a predicted model, not a curated record
AUGAAGGCCAUUCGACGUUCACUGAAAGGGGAGAAAGAUCCCAAACCCCACCAUCAUCAUCACCAUCUUUCCAUCACGCCCAAGUCCGCCAUCGCCAUCCUCCCGCCGAAGAAGGUUAUCAAAGCGCUCUUCGAUUACCAACCGGAGCCCGGGAACACACAGGAGCUCGCGUUCAGCAAGGGAGACUUUUUUCACGUUAUCAGCAGGGAGGACGACCAGGAUUGGUACGAAGCGUGCAAUCCCCUCAUCCCUAGUGCUAGGGGGUUGGUUCCCGUGUCCUUCUUCGAAGUCAUCGGUAAGAACGAGAGAGAUAGCGUCGGCUCUGUCGACUACUUUAAAAAGAAAGAGCCGCACGACUCUGGUUUCUCAGAUCGCGCCGCGUUCCCCGCCUCCGAUUUCGUUCACAGCCCACCCCGAUCCUCGUCGCAGCUCAGGAUGUCAGCCUUAGGGAAGGGCUCGAGCCCCAUGGUCUACGGCAUCGUUCAGUACGACUUCCAGGCUGAGCGACCAGAUGAACUGGAUGCAAAGGCCGGCGAGGCCAUCAUUGUGAUUGCCCAGUCGAAUCCGGAAUGGUUUGUCGCUAAGCCCAUCGGUCGCCUGGGAGGGCCAGGUCUGAUUCCGGUCUCUUUUAUCGAGUUGCGCGACAUGCAAACCGGCCAGGCAGUAACCGAUCCGUUGGAGGCCGUUAGGCGCGCCGGCGUGCCCAAGGUAGAGGAAUGGAAGAAGAUGACGGCCGAGUACAAGAACAGCAGUAUUACUCUGGGUAAGAUUGAGAGCAAUGGCUCCUCAUCGAUGCAGUCGGUCACGUCUGGAGUGGAUCGGAUGUCUAUUGGUCGCCAAAGCACUAGCCAAAUGAGCCAAAACGGCCACAUGUCUGUGAGUUUCAAGUCCUUGCGCAUCCAUGGAGAGUCAGUCGCUAAAUUGAUGCGGGGACAGGCCUACCACAACCGCAACGCAAGCAAGAGUUCACUUGUGCAACAAGCUUCCCAUCAGUCCCACCAAAGCUACCAUCAACCUUUCAUGGCGCCUAUCGCUGCCUCAAUCCCUCGUUACUGCUUCGACAAUGAUAAAUACUGGUAUAUUAUCGAGGCCAAGAUGGAGGACGGCCGUUGCUGGGAAUUGUCUCGCUACUACCACGACUUCUACGAUUUCCAGAUCGCACUCUUGACCCAGUUCGAGGAAGAAGCGGGUAACCGUGGGAAGCCGCGCACUUUACCUUAUAUGCCGGGGCCUGUCACACACGUUACGGAUGCGAUCUCCAACGGCCGUCGUCAGAAUUUGGAUGAAUACAUUAAGAAAUUGCUGGCCAUGCCUCCUCACAUUUCCCGCUGCCAACUGGUCCGCCAAUUAUUUGCGCCCCGCGCUGGGGACUUUGAGAUUGAUCCGAGCGCAUUUGGCGAGGACGCACGGUUCUCUGGUGGCUCGCACCAUUCGUCGACGCACGAGCCCUCGCGCAGCGUCUCGCGGCAGUCCUCGCAAGCUCCGAUCGCCGUGCACACUGAUCGCAACUCUCACCAACGGGGGCAGCCGUCGCUGUCUCUGGGCAACGGCAACCCGCCUCCCAUGAACCGCCAACCUAGUUCGAUUACCCAAGUUUCUACCACCUCUAGCAGCGGCGCUAUGAAGGUUAAAGUGUUCUUCCAGGAUGACUUGAUCGCCAUCCGGGUCCCUAGUGAUAUCAGCCUCCAGCAGCUGAAGGAGAAGCUGAUUGACCGUCUGAAGAUUCAAGACGAAAUCGUCGUCCAGUAUAAGGAUGAGCCAUCCGGCACGUAUGUCGACUUGGCCAAUGACGCCGACCUUGACACGGCGAUCUCACGAAACUCCAAACUCACACUAUAUGUCGGAAUUGCAUAG